UAUGUUCAAGUCAUUAUUGUUGACAGUUCUUCUUGGGAAAAGCUUCCUGCAGCUGUUGUGGGAAACAAACGCUCUGUCUUGUCACAGGUUCGCGGCUUUUAUUUCCCACGGUACACUUGCGCGCCUCUUCGUAUAAAUAUAGUACAAAAUUGCAUCGCGAAGCUGCAGUCUCGACGGUGGACCGGUGGCGAAGUGGUUCAACGAAGAACGGUGAAAAUGAGUCGUUCCGUUGCCGUGAGAAUUACAGAAGCAACAGUAUUCAAUGGAUGGAGGAAGGAACAGGCGGGAACCAAAAAGCAGCGCUUUAACUGUCAUGCAGGAACCGCCAUCUUUUUCACCGUUUUCUCUUCGAAACGGUAGAUCACAAAUGACGGCGAUGAAUGGAAAGAGACCAUCCUCGAUUCCACCACGACAUCAACCUGAAACAUUAGCUCAACACUUUGAUCUAAUUAAAUACAUUUGUGAUUCCUGGAAUACAGUAUCUAGAGAGCUGGAUAUGUGUCACAAUCAACCACACAGUAAUUCUUCAAAUUAUAGGAAUGGUGCAUCUGUCACAUAUUAUCAAGAACGAGAACCAAAUCCACAGUUGAAAGAUUUUGAGCCAUUCAAUCUUGAAGCCUGGUGGGGACAACGUGUCGUUCAAAGUAUUACUAGGAAUGCAAACUCCUAGUGCCAGGCCCACCACAUCGACUAUAAUCGAACAUUCUCAAACAGACAUAAGAAACAGAAAAGAUAAAUUCAGUGCUGCCGAAAAAAUUCUUUCCUUUUCUAGAAACAAUUUAUUGUAUACUCAAAAGUAAGUGAUGAGAGGAGGAUAGCAUAGGUAUAAAUAAGUAUCUAGCAAUCAGUUUUGAAUCUUUUUUAUAACAAAGGUAGGAUAUUAGCAAAGAAACAAAGAAGAUGGCAGAAAAAGAAUGGGAAAGAGCAGGGUUACGAAAGCAUAUGUAUUAGUAUGUAAUAACAUUCCUCCAACCUUUUAUCGUAUUUUAACGUAAUAUCGCCUUUUCCUGGACCUUUUUAAACAUCGUGUUUUUUAAAAGUAUUUUACACAAAGAUUGAAUCUAAGCCUUUGCCUGUUUCUGAUAUUGUCUUUCUAAGAUUUGAGAAUCAACGCAUAAAUAAUUAAGAUAUAUAGAGCAUGCUGAAACUAUUUAUUUUAUUUGCCAAAAGAAGUAAGUGUAAUUCUAAGAGAUAGUUUAUUACAAAUCAAACUUUGAUUGUUACUUAAAGAGAAACGUAGAAUAAUUAUUCGUCUUUUUAUCUCUUUGUAAUUAAAACUUGGAUACAGAAUGCAGAAUCGAAAGUAGACGAAUUGUACACUAAUUCUAUAUACCUCGAUCUAAAGGAUUAUAUGACGGAUGAACUGAAGGAUUUACCUUUUAAAGUUUACACAUAUAUGUAUUUUUCCACGCAUUGCAUUUCACAUUUUUAAUAAAUUUUCCACUCACACGUCUAUAAUGAGAACGCACUUCAAUUUAACGAAAUAAGUGUGUUUUAAGAUUGUUUAGAAGAAAAUUUACUGAUGUAUGAGAAGAUAAUAGUAGUUUGCACCUCUAUAUUUGACAAAAACAAAAAAAUGUUCAAUUCUUACUCAGAAUAGUGUGAUAAUUAUUAAGAUUUUAAAUACGAUCAAAUAUAUGACUAUGUACACCUAUA
Messenger RNA from Hylaeus volcanicus, 1656 nucleotides. Its product is annotated as MAPK regulated corepressor interacting protein 2-like. NCBI's taxonomy places the organism in Eukaryota, Metazoa, Arthropoda, Insecta, Hymenoptera, Colletidae. The transcript has 5 exons. The coding region runs from base 263 to 670 and encodes 135 amino acids. The record is from RefSeq and is a predicted model, not a curated record.